AUAAAAGAGCCAUGUACUGCUGUUGGCCUGAAAGUCGCUUAUUUUUUUUUUCUUUCUUGUACAUUAAUUUUAACCGCAGAUGAAAUUAUGCCCAAGGUAAGCAACUUACUGCGAAAUGGCUUCCACCACCAACGGUCAAGGUAUCAUCGUGCGUGGUCGACUCCUACUGGUAUCGGGGAUGAUCUUUACCACCGAUCGCCCCCCACAGCAACAGUCCACGACACUAGGGUGUGGAAAACCGUCAUGGACCACUUAGAUAUCCACAGUGACAUUCUACAUCGCCAGCGACGAGACACAGAUAAGAGAUUUGUUAUGACAACCAUUGAUGAUAUCAUGGCUGAAGUGACAGAUGCCCUGGACAGAGCAACCACCACUUUGGCAGAAGGUUCCAUCCAUCUGAAGCAUUCUUCCCCGGAUCUUGUCCGGUGCAAGAUGGCAGAUGGCAUCCCUGAGGAACUGCUCUUCAGCCUUGAGGACGAAGGAGAGAUGACCAUUGAUAUUAGCCCAGGAAGUUCCAACGAUUCCUCCACACUCAAGGGCUCCUCAUCAGUGACAUCUAGCGACACACUUGUAGCACCAUGUGAUGGUACAGAGGAAUGGGGGAUGGAUGGGUAUAAAUCUGAGAUUCUAAGUCCUCCCAUGGACUGCGAGAAGUUGCAAGGUAAAGGGUCUCCAGGGAGGGGUGAUUCGGGGAGCGAUGGAAGGGCGGAGAAUCAGGAAAGUCAAAGAGGAACAUGGAGAGAUGCCAUCUGCUUCAGACAGUACCACAGGUACAGGUUAAACCAUCCAAAAAUGUCUUGGAGGAGAGCCCAUGAAUCGCUGAGAAGAAGAAGAAUAUGGAACAGCAGGGGGAGGUACGGGCGAGAUAGUCGGCUAUGGUCACCGCAACUCAACGUUUCCUGGACAAGCAUUGAGGAAGAAAUCAAGAAACAAGGAUUGCUUUCGUCACCGUUGAAUUUGACAACUUUGGUAUCUCCAGUGUACCUCCCUAUGGCUGUUGAUACGACAAAUGAGGAGGAAACAGCGAAAGAUGUGGCAAAGAGAUUGCAAAAGACGGAUAGGAAAAGCUUCGAUGUGCACAAAACGCAAGACAGAAAACAGGGAAAAGAAAUCGUUAUUCCGAACGAUCGCAACCACAAAUCUGCAUCGCAAGACAAGCAAGGUAAGCAGGAAAACUCUGCAUUGAAAGUAAAACUUCCAUCAGAAUCUCAUCACACCAAAGAUUCAUCUACCAUCUCAGCAGCUUGUCAAGUUGGUGGAAAGAGGCACAAAAACCAAGGAAACAACGCAGCUAAGCAAACAAGUAAGAACGUCCGAUGUAUCAACGCUUCGGCCAAAGAGAACGUGGCUGAAGCCAAUGCUAAACUCGCGUCCCUCAUGGAACAAUACGUCAAAGCUGAACCAUUCGUGCCAAAAAGUAAACCCUUGCCAAAGGCUUCAGACUCAGCGUGUAGACGUGGUAAGGAUACAACUAUAACAACAAAAAUUGGCGGGAAAGAAAGCAUUUCUCGGAACCAAAACGUGGCGCAAAAGAAGAGGGACGUUCUUGCAAAGGAAAAACGCACAGAAGGAAAAGAGAAGGAUUGCUUGAAACCAGUACAAGAAAACAAUGAAGGAGAGUUGCGUGUGCCGAAAGAGCGGAGAGGCACACCAAAGCCACCGAACCAGAAAGCAGAGACAUUUCGGAGUGAGCAACAUCCGAUUCCUGUCAUCGAGCAAGGAGUGGUCCAUCAUCGACAUCAGUCUCCUCCAAGAACCCAACAAACAACAGAAGGCAACAACCGAAACACAGGACCGACGGUAGACGGAGAUAUCCAGGCAACUUGUGACAACAGUGAGAAGCUCAGCAGUCUCCCAGACAAGGAACUCUCUGGAAGACUCCUGGUGGUGCCACAUCCAGGAGGACAGCAGGAGGUUGGAUCUGCAUUUCAUACUCACCAGAUGCCACACCAGCAAGCAAGUGGGCCGCCACUUCGUCAAGAGCAGGUGAUGUCGAGUAUUGAAGCGGGUUACGGACGAGGAGGUGCGCCGCCCGGUAUCCCUGCCCCCGCUCUGUGGCACCCACGUCCCGGUACUGCAGCGGCUGUCUCGGCGUUCCGUCAUCGACACCCUGGACCUGGUAUUCCGCCACAGAUUCCCAACCAAGUCCCUUACAUUAACUUACCUCUUGCCAAUUGGACUACGAAUAGGUUUCCGAAUCCCCAGCAUCCUCGUCAGCAUCACCCCAUGCAAGGAAUGCCGAAUCACGUACAGCAACCAUUCGUGAAUGGUCGACAUCCACCGGACCAGGUUUUGCCGAUGAUGCACCCGCAACAGGCAUUUGUAAACGGGCGCCAACAGGAGCCAAUGCCGGCCAAGCAGCCGGAGCAGUCAUUUGGGAACAAUCAACAGCAAGGUCAACUUCAAAUGAUGCAGCUACAACAGUCAUUCUUAAACGGGCGUCAGCAGGACCAGAUAACACAGCAACCGUUCGUAACCGGGAAUCAGCAAGAUCAAAUCCCGAUGAUGCAGCCUGCGGCACACGGACAGCCUCAACCGAUCGUUAUGCUAGAAGAUCCGUGCAUUUUGUUCGCCCAGCGGAACCAAUUUCCACAAAAUGGCCAAAACAACAACAAUACUAGGAUUAGAUGCCAGCCGCGUCCACAAGAAUCUACCAAUCAGCCGCAACUCAGCCUACAGAAUGCACAUCAACUAAAUCUCCAGGGGCAACAUUAUCAUCGGAAUACUCAACAGCCGUUCCCGAAUAUCCAGUAUCAACAAGCCAGCAAUCACUACAGCCAUGCAUCACAACUUCAACAACAACAACACUACCAACAACAACACCAACAACAACAUUAACCGCAGUAGCAAAAAUAACUAUUCCAACAGCAUAACAGCCAAGGAGUAACCGUUUCGGUUGGCGCGCCAAGGCUUAUUGCAUUAUUUACUGCAUGAAAAUAUUUACUUUUCAGACCUAUUGUAAACAUUUGAGAUCUGAAAGAAGAAACCCUGGUUGGAAAAAAGUCAUCGAACAUUUUGAGGUACGAAUAGAGUGCAUGUAGAGGGGAGACUUGUCUCUUGUAAAUGAAGUGACGACGAAAUGCACAAACCAGAAGCAGAGUCGAUUUUUGCGCCUCAGUGCCCUUUACGAAAUUGAGUGGGGGCAAAACUGAUUAAUCAAGUGUAAAGUACCUUUGGAUUUAUACCUUUUGGACCAUACAUACCGGAGUAAAUUAGUAACGCGUACUGAGCAUGCUCUGCGUAAACGUGCACAUACUUGCGUGCCUCAUGGCGCGCCUAUGCGGUGAGUACCAAAAAAACACGCCCUCUUUUGUUCCGCUCGGAGCAGAUAAUGGAGAUCAGUGGUGUAGAGUGCAUAUAUAAUUAAAAUAGUGGGAUAUUUAAAUUGUACAAUACCAAGGGUAUUACGCAAGGCAUGGUGGGAACCAACAUAGUGCGGCAAGAUCGUACCCAUGGGAAUGUGGCUGGUUACGGGAGUGACCAUGCAACAGGUACAGCCCCCUCAAUGUCCAGAACUGUCACGUGUUCUCUUGAGUCUAUCACACCCAAGUAUUUACCUUGAGUGUUAUUUCCGGUUGUAAUGUUUUAUUAUUACGUUGUUAGGACUUCAUUUAUAACUAAAUGCAUCAUACCAUAGCUUCGAACUUUUAAAUAGUCUUUGUCAAGUUUAAAGUAUUUAUCUGGAUUAGCCUCAGGACAUUAUCCUCUGAUUCCUACUAAUUUUCCUACACAUUUUUACAAUAAGUAUUCAAAACAUGUCACUUUUGGGCGGACCUUGUACAUAAUUGUGUAACAGGCUGUGGAGAGAGUAGAAGAAAAUCAAUGUUCGUUUCCACGCAUUUUUCUUAUUUCAUUAAAUAAAACAAAAAUUGGUA
Messenger RNA from Acanthaster planci (crown-of-thorns starfish), 3875 nucleotides. RefSeq lists its product as uncharacterized. Lineage: Eukaryota; Metazoa; Echinodermata; Asteroidea; Valvatida; Acanthasteridae. The record is from RefSeq and is a predicted model, not a curated record.